Molecule: messenger RNA, 6842 nt
Organism: Monodelphis domestica (gray short-tailed opossum)
Lineage: Eukaryota; Metazoa; Chordata; Mammalia; Didelphimorphia; Didelphidae
Gene: FECH
Product: ferrochelatase
Biological process (GO): heme biosynthetic process
Cellular component (GO): mitochondrion
Molecular function (GO): protoporphyrin ferrochelatase activity
Source: RefSeq, a predicted model, not a curated record
GCAAUCUUAUCUUUCCAGCCCUACUACUUCCAGUUCUCCGCUGGCAGAGGCAAAAGGGGUGGAUCCUGGAUCUGACCCCGCCUCCAUAUUACUUCGGCCCCGCCCCGCCCCGGGACCCAGGGCGGAUGAGGGGCAGUUUCCUCGCCAGUGUAGCUGAGAGGCUCCGCGUCCCAGCGGGGUGUCUAGCGCAGCAAGCUAGAGUCCGGGGCCGGGAGGGCCGAGCGCGCGUGCGCGCAUAAGCUGCCCGGGGAACGGGGCGCCGUGCAGUCUCAGGAGAACGACGAAAAGCUUCCCCACUUAGCACCAAUAUGGCCGCUGCCGCCCGCUUCUUGGGUCCGCUGGUGAAAAGCAGCAGGGGCAGUCACGCAAGAAUCCAUAGACUAUGGAAGUGUCAGUCUGGUGCAGCAGCAACAGCAGCAACAACCACAAACACGCAAAGAAUAAAACCUCAAGUUCAACCAGAGAGGAGGAAGCCUAAAACUGGAAUAUUAAUGCUAAACAUGGGAGGCCCAGAGACAUUGGGAGAUGUUCAUGACUUCCUACUGAGGCUUUUCCUGGACAAAGACCUAAUGUCACUUCCUGUACAAAACAAACUGGCCCCAUUCAUCGCCAAGCGUCGCACACCCAAAAUUCAGGAGCAGUACCGUAAGAUUGGAGGUGGUUCACCAAUCAAAAUGUGGACUGCCAAGCAAGGAGAAGGCAUGGUAAAGCUUCUGGAUGAGAUUUCUCCACAUACAGCUCCUCACAAAUACUACAUUGGAUUUCGGUAUGUCCAUCCUUUAACAGAAGAAGCAAUUGAAGAGAUGGAGGAAGAUGGUCUUGAUAGGGCUAUUGCUUUCACACAGUAUCCACAAUACAGCUGCUCUACCACAGGCAGUAGCUUAAAUGCUAUUUAUCGAUACUAUAAUAAAGUUGGGAAGAAACCAAAGAUGAAGUGGAGUACUAUUGACAGAUGGCCUACUCAUCCUCUCUUCAUUCAGUGCUUUGUAGAUCACAUACAAAGAGAACUGGACCAGUUUCCACCAGAGAAGAGAGGAGAUGUGGUCAUUCUUUUCUCUGCACACUCACUACCAAUGUCUGCAGUCAAUCGAGGUGAUCCUUAUCCACAAGAGGUGGGAGCGACGGUCCAAACAGUAAUGGAGAAGCUGGGGUACUCCAACUCUUACCGACUUGCCUGGCAGUCCAAGGUUGGUCCAAUGCCGUGGUUGGGUCCACAGACAGAUGAAACUAUCAAGGGACUUUGUGAGAGGGGCAGAAAGAAUAUCCUUUUAGUUCCAAUAGCAUUUACCAGCGAUCAUAUUGAAACCUUGUAUGAACUAGACAUUGAGUAUUCUCAAAAAUUAGCAAAUGAGUGUGGAGUUGAAAACAUCAGAAGAGCAGAAUCUCUUAAUGGAAAUCCAUUGUUCUCUAAGGCACUGGCUGAUUUGGUUCAUUCACAUAUCAAAUCAAAUGAAAUGUGCUCCAAGCAGUUAACUCUAAGCUGUCCGCUCUGUGUAAAUCCUGUCUGCAGGGAGACAAAAUCCUUCUUCACUAAUCAACAGCUGUGACACAUGGUCUGAGAAGCCAGUUGGAUUAGUCAGGAAAAGCACUUCCUGGGGUGACCCCACAAACACCCCAAAGACCUCACAUUUGGGGGGGAAAUGUUAGAAGAAAUAAAGGAACUAAAUUACAUUGCAUUAUCAACAGAUCGUUGAGUAUGCUUUGCUUGAUAGUAUGUAGAGAAUGAUUCUAAAGAUCCCUCUAGAGGGAAUUCUAUUUUUAUGUACUUAAUAUGCUGUGAACAUUCACAUUUUAUUCUUCCAAGUAUAGUGAUGUGCUUUAAGUAUUGUGAGCUUGAUAGCCAGUUGGCUGUUUGAUUUAAAUAAUAAACAGAUGGAUUUUUAAAGACUUCUUGGAUUCUAGAGACCCAUUUGAAAUACAGAUUUUGGUUUCAUCACCAAAGAAAUUUUGCAUCAGUACAGAUGAGGCCAUUCCAUAUGGGCUAUAGGAUGACUGAGCUUUGUUUACAUUUUCAUUCAUCUUCGUUUCAUCAAAAAUGUAUCUCGCUCUGAAAAACCUAAACUGAAGGUUACCCAGGGUUCUUUCCAGGGCCUACCAGUUGCAUCAUGUCAUUGGGAGUGAGUUUUGGUGCCUGUAUCCACCAGUGAUCUGCCAGCAGUUUGCCAGGAAGCCGGUCUUUUCACUUUUUUGCAAAUUGUUUUUUCAUUAGUAAUUGUGAAAUGUAUUGAUUUUAAAUCCCCUGAGAUUCUGAGAUCCCAUUGGGUAAAGAUUGCAAACAACAUAAAAAUAUUUUGUCUAUCAUGAAUAACUAUGGAAAUUCAUGAUGGCAUGAGGAAUGCUCAUGGUCUUUCCUGCUGGCCUCUGGAAGUUUGUGUUCUUGAGAAAUGAUGUUACUGAGGAAUUUUGAUAAUUGAUUCCUUGACUUUUAAUUUUUCUCCCCAAACCCCAGUGAACAUCUCUGUGCAAAUUCUCUUCUGUCUGGGAUGAAUUUUUCCAUUCUACAUAGAUUUAUUUUGAAAAUUAUUUUUUUGAUACAAAUAUUUUGUAAUCUUGAGGUCUCAGGUAAAAAUACCUCCCCCAUGCAACAAUGAUGUCAGAUAAUCAGAUCUGACAUGUUCUGAUUUAAAUGGAUUAAAAUUCACUGUCAAUCACAUACACAGAAGAAUUUGUAAUGAUCUCUAUUUUCCUUCUUUCUUUCAAAGCCUAAUACUUCAUGUUCUUCAAAAGAGAUUUUCUCUGUUUGAUUUUUUAAAAAAGUUCAGAAAAUAGGAGUAAUCUUCAGAGGAUUUAUAGAUCUUCUAUAUUCAGGAUUUGCUGGAUUAAUAAAUAUUACGACAUAAGUGAAGUUUCUUUGGAGGUAUAUAGAUGAUAUUGAACCAGUUUAAUUCAUGUUGUCUAAAGUCAAAAUGAUAUAAUAGGAGGAAAUUACUGCAAGGCACGUAAAAAAUGUCUCACACUUUUGUUUUUCUAGUAGUAGUCCUAUCCAUAACUUAGAAUCAGUAUUAGUUACCUUGGUGAAAAAAAAAAAGGUGGGGAGGCAGCUAGUGGCUCAGUGGAUUGAGAGCCAGGCCUAGAGAUGGGAGGUCCUGGGUUCAAAUUUGACCUCAGACACUUCCCAACUAUGUGACCCUGGGCAUGUCACUUAGGUUCCAUUGACUAGCCCUUACUGCUCUUCUGCCUUGGAGUCAAUACUAUGUAUUGACUCCAAGGCAGAAGAUAAGGGGCUAAAAAAAGGGGGGGGGGGGAGAAGACAAGGAGAAGCUGAAUUUCAACCAUUUGGCAAAAAAGAAAAUAAAUUGGCUUUUUUACUAGGGGAACUGUUUUUGUAGUUUAACUUGAUUCUGAAUAGAAGCCCAUGAUUAGACCCCAGUUGUUAGGAUGUUAUAAAGAACUAUUUAUUGUUGAAGGCACUUCUUUUGAGCUUCGAUUUGGAAUCUGGUGCUGUACUGAGUGUCACAUCAUACAGAACGAGUAGUAUCCAACUCAUUUUACCCCCUUCCCCCCCAAACUGGUCCAAGCCUUCUAGUCAGUGACUCUGGUCUGGUUGAGAGAAUUUAAAGGCUGAUUGAGCCUAGCCAGGUUGGCAGCACUCCAGACACUCAGGAGGGAAGCAGAGCCACCCUUAGAUUCUCUGCAGCCAAGAUCUGUACUUGCUUUUCCAGCCUCUGACUUUCUUUCCCGUGUCCAGUUUGUCCCUGAAGUCUACAUUGAACAAGGAACUUUAGGCAUUAAUCUGGACCAAGAUUCUUGGUGUUGACUUGGAACCAGGCCAGCUUCCAGUACUAAGGCACUGGGGCGACAUUUAUUUGGAUCUUUGCCCAUAGCACUGGGUCCUUUUUACAGGCUAACCCUGAUGGCUGUUGAAUUACUACAUGCUCGGUCCAGUGUUUGGUAGGACCGAAUUAUUCAUCGGCCUUUUUGGGCCAAUAAUAGCUAGACUGAGAAGUGUUUGCUUGGUUGUCAACCUCAGGAUUACAAAUGUCUGCCUUGGGUAAUUAGCGCUAAAAUACUGCCGGCUCUCCCCAGACUAAGCUCCCGUGGAGUACCGACUUCAAAAUGAUGAAGCAACUGCUUCUAAAGUUUGAAAGAGCUUUGGCUCGGCCAGAUUAGCGUACGCUUCAGAACCUCCUUCUGUACUAUUCCUUGGGGAUGCAACCCCUUAGAGAUUAUACAGCCCCACUGCCACCGUCCACCUGUCUAUUACUUCUUGUAAGUCCUCACUUUAUAACAUUUGAGGAAAAGUCUGCUUUGAAAGUCUUUUAUGCUUUCCCCCGGACGGGGUAUUUGCUAAAUAAGACCUUCCGGCUUCCUGUUGCUGUUCAUUAAGGAGUUAAUUAAUAAUCAUUUUCUCUGAUAACUUCCAUGUACCUGUCGGUGUACAGCACUAACAUAAGUUAGACGUUUCACUAACUCCCAGAAUGCCAUUGUCCUGCCCUUUUCCCAGAUGCCUCGUAGGCUGUCCCGCAGCAGCAUUGUGAUGGUGAAGGGACAAGAAAGAAAGAACGGUUGGUGCCAUGUUGCCAAAGCUUUGGCUCAGAAGGGACACUGUACAGAAAGCACUGGAACAGCAUAUUCUCUUUACAGACAUAUUUUUUAUUUUGUUUUUAAAGCCCUACUUUCUGUUUUAGUAACUAAGACAGUAGGACAAAGGCAAGGCACAUGGGCUGAGGACUUGCCCAGGGACACACAGAUAGGAAGUGCCUGAGGCCCGAUUUGAAUCCAAGUCUUUCCACUUCCAGGCCUGGUGCCACCUAACUGCCCUUAGGAGUCAUUGAUAUAUAAUGAAAAGUAGGACAUAGUGUUUCAUGAAAGUUGUCACCUCUCAAAUACAUAUUUUCCUUCUCUUUUUUUUUCUGAAUAAAUUUGCUGAUUUAAUGUGAGAUAAGACAGAUAGGCCAAGGCUACCAUUUUGGAAGUGAGGUGGGAAGGGAGCAGAACUAAACCAGUCAUGUGAUCCAGGAGCCUACGAUCAAAACUAUUUUCAUGACAGUAUUAAAUUUUAAUUUCUAAUAGGAUAAAUGGCAAUAGAUGUAAUCCACCUAAGAAAAGCUCUUUUGGGGUGAGGGUCCUCAAUUUUUCUUAACUCAUACCUUCUUCUUAGAAUUGAUACUAAGUAUUGGUUUGAAGGCAGAAGAGCAGUGAGGGCUAGGCAGUUGGGGCUAAGUGACUUUACCAGGGACACACAGCCAGGAAGGGUCUGAAAUCACAUUUGAAUCCAGGACUUUCUAUCUCCAGAUCUGACUCUCUCCACUGAGCCACCUAGCUGCUUUCCUCAGUCAGUUUUAAGACUGGAAAGAAAGUCUUGAGACAAAGAAGUUUGAGAACUAUUGUUCUAGACAAUAUAGGUCGCUUUGAUAUAUAUAGUUUUUUUACAAAUUUGUGUGUGGCGUUCAAGAAACCAUAACUGAAAUGCAGCCAGCUGCAGAUGUAUUUAGAUAUGCAGAACCUGACAUUUAAAAUGUGUGAAGAAUUAUUCAGCCAAGAGGAGAGGAAGACCAGAAUGAAUGCCAGUGAGUAGGGGCAGGUUGAGACCCUCAUCCAUCCCAGAGUUCAAAAUAACCACAUGGCCCCUGCAGGCAAGGGAAGCUCUUCUCCAUUCUGCUCUUCCCUCCUCCCAAGGGUGGUUGCUUUGGCAGAAAGCCAGAUUACUAAGGAUAAGCUGCAGCUGGGGACAGGGAAAAAUUAGGGGCUGUACCUUAAAAUUGAGGACAUCUGGUAGUCUUAACAACCAAAAUAUGUUUGUGUGUGCACAUGAAUGUUCAUGUUAAGAGAAUCCUCAGCGUUAGUAGAUUGUUACAGGUAUUCAAAGCCAGGAUCAGUUUGGCAUCAUUGUUUCUGUGGAUCUUGUAUUCAACUAAUUUUCCUUGAAAGUGCUUCCUGAAAAGCCCUGACCCUGCAGAUGCAUGAUGGUAGCUGGGGGAAAGAGCUGAGCCAAUUUAAGAGCCUAAAAACAGAAUUUAAAUUUAAUGAUGGCUUCAGAGACUCCCAAUGAAAAUUAAUUUCUCAGUUCUCAUCAGAAAGAUAUGAACUCAGAACAUUUUGAACUAUUAAACAAUGACUUAUUUUCUGUUUUUAUUCACAUGAUAUCUGCACAUUUAAAAGGUAAUUUUUUUGGGGGGGGGUUUAUAGAGAUUUUAAUUAAUAAUACAACGAGUAAUCAAAGAAAGAGAGAGACAGUAAGAAAGGAAUAAGUAUGAAGGGCCUCAAAGCCAACAUGGCCUAGACCUGAGUUUUAAAAGAGAAAUCAGUCAGUUUUUUUAUAACUCAUCAUAAGAUCUGUCUAAGUAAGGAUUUCUAAUGACACCAGACCAGCAGCAUCUCAGCUGCUUUCACCAGCUCCCUCCUCCAUCUGAAUGUUUCAGAAGCAGUCUCCUCAGAAUGAGUUUAAAAGGUAAUUUUAAACGCACUAUCUACACUUUGAAAACACAACUCUAAAGCUUUACUGUAAUUAUCUUGUAGAUGAGAAAACUUUAGAGCUCAUCAGGAUUCUAAAUAUCCAAACCAACAGAAAUGAAGUGACUUGCCCAAGAUUGUAUAACAAGUGUUAGUUGUAGAACUAUAAUUAAACCCCAUUUCUCCUGUCUGCUCUUCUCCACUACUGCAAAAUUCCAGUCUAGGAAAUGUUUUAGUGCAUUUCUGUGUACAUAUUUCAAUCAUUUCAUAAAAUAAGUUUAAGUGGACAGAUUUUGUCAUGAACCAGAAUUCUGCUUUAGCCAGGGCCAUUAAAAAGUCGUAUUUAACAAUAAGUCUCUAAAUCCUAAUUAUUAUUACAUUGUUAAUGUUGAACUUGAAUGUUCUUUCUUACCGAGUAUUGCUAGUUAAAUAAAAACAAUUGUUCUUGA